CCUCUGAGUAUCAUUGUUUUCUUCAAUGUUGUCUUCUGAGUAUAAUCGUUUUCUCCAAUGUUGUCCUGCACUUCUCACGUUGUUUUUAGUGUUUUUUUUUUUUUUUUUUUAUCGGUACUUUUUAUUUAAAAUAUAUUUUAUUUUAACAUUAAUUAUUAUUUUUUGUUUACGCGGCACGACCCGUGUUAUAUUAAAGAUUUAGUUAGUUUACGUGAUAUAGCACGUUUUGGUUUUAACUUUUUAAUUUUUAAUUUUUCUCACUUUUAUUGUUAUGCUUUUUUUUUGCAUAUUUAUUACUUUUCUCACAAGGAUUUUAUUUUUUCGUUAUUUGUCCUUUAUAAGGAUCUUUUAUGUGUGAGUUCAAUUUAAUGACCACGAUCACGUAUCCUUUCCUAAGGAUAUUUUGUUUUUCGUGGCCCCACGUUGGGCGCCAAUUAAUUCCCGUAUCGCGGGAAUUUAUAAAAAAAUAUAAUUUUCUAUCUGCAAACGCGCAGAGAAAUAAAAUACGUCAUAUCGGUACGAUUGCCGGAGACAAAAUCUAUCCUUUAUUUUCAAGUUACUAAUAUUUAUACAUUUUCUUAUUAUUUACUUAGGGUUAUUACAUAUUGAAGCUGAGUUGGAAACAAAGAAAGUGUCAAUUUACAUUAAUAUCAUAUUCAGCAUUUUUAGGCAGAACGUUAAGUGUUCUGUUUUAAUUUUAUUAUGCCUUCUUGUGAGGUCUACAAAUAUUGUUUGUAUAAGAAUGGAUUAUUCUAAUGCGAACGGAAAAAGUAUAUCGAAAUCUUAAAUAAGCAAAGAUUUUAAUUUACGAUCCCGCACAAGUACAAAGUGUAAAGAUUCAAUAUUGUUUACAGUUAUGUUCAAGUGGCUGUGUGGAGGCUGUCGUUAACUUGUAUGCUGAGAGCCGACUUUAUAAGCGAACGAAAUCGCUUCUUCGUCUUAGUUUCGAAUCUACUUCGAUCAUAUCACAAUCGCGCAAUUUUCUUCACUGCAGCAUAAAGCAAAAAAAUUACAAAUAUUUUAUAGAAAAAAUAUUUUAUAUUUCUGAGUUAACUUAGUUAAAAUAUUAGAAAACACACUCCAAAAACACAUACCAAAUAUAAGAGUCUUAUAGAAUUAUUCAAAAUGAAUCGUUAUCAAACUAUGUACCCCUUUGAUCAACAAUUUUUCGGCGUCAUGCCCGUUUAUGCUUUCGUUAUGGGACCGGUGUAUCAAGUGGGAGCAAAUUGGAAUCUAAUGUGUGCUUUCAUGCCUCAACCAUAUUGGAGAGCUGGGCCGGGCUAUAGAAAUCGUUUGCAUUACCGGCAACGUUCAGCACUGAUGCCAAAGGAAUGUAAUAAGCCAAAACAAGAGAGGCAACAGGAGCAAAAACUUAAGAAAACCGAAGAACUGAAGCAAAAACAAGAAAAACGGCAGGAGGAACAUCAGCAAGAGUUCAAGAAACCAGAGGAAGAAGAGAAAGUGAAGAACGAACCAAAACAAGAGGUGGAAGUUGAUGAAACCAAUGCCUGGCAGAUCCCGAGAUUGUAUGGAAAGCAGCCACAAAAGAAAUUAUUGCAGAUGUUAAUACUGGAAGAGGAGGUUAUAGAUGCUUUACAGGAUCGUCACUUGGAGGAGGAACUCCGUGCAAAGCAUGCAUUACAAAAAAUACACCUUGAAGAGGAGCUAAAAGCCAAAAGAGAAUUAAAAAUGCGUCACUUGGAGGAGCAACUCAGGGUUAUGCACUCAUUGCAGAAGCAACAACUGGAAGAAGAGCUAAGAGAGAAGAAAUUAUUGCAGGAGCGACAACUGGAAGAUGAGCUGAAAGCUAAGGAGUCUCUGCAAAGGCGUCACCUAGAGGAAGAGUUGAGAGUCAAAGAGUUAUUGUUGAAUCGUACGCGAGUGUCAAGAAAACAGCAACACGAAUGCAAGAAACAAACAUCAAUACCAAGACAACAACACGACUUACAGGAGAAGCCGACGAAAAAUCAGUUAAGGCAAGAGUUAGACAAAUUACGGCAACUGCCGGGUCAUGCAGAUGUAAAGAAAAAGCAACUGAAGAAGCUGCUCACGCAACAGAUAUGUCAGUUGAAGCAGGAGAUACAGCUCGAAAAGACAGGAACAGCUAAAAACUGUGAUGAACAAAAACAUGAUAAUGUGAUUAAUUCCGUAAUUCUGGAUGAAUCGUUGUAUCCACUCACCAGAGCUUGCGACAUGCCGGAGGCUGAGUGUGCUAAGCAUUCAAAUCCGUUGUGGCACGAUGAUCAUCCUGUUGAGAGCGACACGCUCGAAGGAUGUGUGGAGAUCCACGAAGAACUACCAAAUCUUUCUGGAUUAACCGCAUACGAAGGGUGUUCUACUGAUAGCACUUCAACUUCGCGGAUAGAAAAGACUGAUACAAGGAAGUCACCAAUAAUAGAUAGUUUAUCCAACCCAGUGAUAACAGAUGCGAACAAAGAUGGAAGCCAUACUCUCUCCGAUGAGUGCGGUAGAAAUUCACUAAUAGACAAAUCUAACUGCAAAUCGCCAGACAUGAAGUCUAAAUCAAGUUCAUUCUCUGUUAAGAGCAACGAUCAGUACUACAUUCAGUUCGGUGAGCUCGGCCAAAUUUUGCCGACAGGACCAGUAAUUGAAUUUGAAAGUUAUUGCAGUUCGUUCUCGGUCAUAUCAGAAACCAAUGAUGAAAAUGUUGCUGGUGUAAUGAUCAAUGGCAGAGAUAAAAACUACACAAUGUUCGAUGAGUUCGGUAGAAUUUCAUCAAUUGAACACUGUGGUCCAAGUCAUAGCAAAUUUCUACCCAGUGAAUCUGAAAAUAGUUGUAGUUCUUUCUCUGUAAUCUCAGAAACUAGCUUUGAUGCGUGCGAUGACUUUGGUAGAAUUUUGAAAAUAGGAAAAAUUAAAAGCAAAUCCCCAGACACGGAAUCUAAAUUAAGGUCAUCCUCAGUAAAGACCAUUGACAAAGAUCGAAGUUACACUCGAUGCGAUGACUUCGGUGGAAUUUCACCAAUAGAAAAGUGCAAAUCACCAACCACGGAUUCUAAAUCAAGUUCCUUCUCAGUAAUGACCAUUGAUAAAGCUUACGUCGAUGAGUCUGGUACAAUUUCGGCGAUAGAAAACUCAAAUUCAACUAGUCGUAAAUCGCUGGAAAUGGAGUAUAAAUCUUGUCAGAGAUCCUUCUCUGUAAUACCCGAUACUAUCGAUAAUAACGCGGAUGGUCUACCGAAGAGUGAUAAACAUCAAAACCAUAUGCAGUUUGAUGAAUCCUUCCGUAAAGAUUGCAUACGCUGUGGCCGCCCCUUCUACGUCAAUGAUUUAGGCGAAUAUUUAAAGAGCGAAACUUGCACCUAUCACUGGGGUACUUUACACUAUAUGUAUAAGGGUAAGCAGGGUUACACUGCACAAUAUACCUGCUGUAAGGGCCAUAAAGAUUCGGAGGGUUGCAUACGUAGUGCUUUACACAUUUGGAGCGGUGUUGUUAACAGUCCCUAG
Zeugodacus cucurbitae (melon fly) is the source of this 3468-nucleotide messenger RNA. Its product is annotated as FK506-binding protein 5-like. Bases 1126 to 3468 code for a protein of 780 amino acids. The record is from RefSeq and is a predicted model, not a curated record. NCBI's taxonomy places the organism in Eukaryota, Metazoa, Arthropoda, Insecta, Diptera, Tephritidae. The transcript has 2 exons.